UGAAUUUGUUGCGAUAUCUGCGUCAUUUCUUCCCCCCAGCAUCAUGUCUGCCACUGUCCAGACCCGGGUUGUUGAUAUAGAUCGGCUAAUUCCCCGCGUGGUCAGUAAGGAUCGUGAAGAGAACGACGUAAAACUUCUUCUUCCGUGGGUCUAUAAGCAAAUCAACGUUGCCCGGGGGACUGACUUGUUCGACUGGCCCGAUGGGAUCAUGAAUUUCGCUUCCUGUUCGAGGAGUUCUUCACUUACCAGACUGCUCUUACCCACAAAGCACAUAGCUCCAUUGGCCCUACAACAUCCAGAGGGGAGAUUGUGCUGCCCCGAAUGAACUGGAAGGUGACGGGGCGAGAGUCCCAUCGCCAUCUCAUCUCCUCACAAGGCUUCAUACUACGGAUUUUAAUGCAGAUGGUCUAUAGGAAGCUCAAGAGGGUCAUGGAACAGGAACAGACGCAGGGUCUCGAGAUUCGGUCCCCUAAUUCGAUAUCAUCAUCCAAGUAUGUGAUAGGGCGUCAAAUGUAUGCCAGCAGGCCGGUGGGUCAGGUGAC
Aspergillus welwitschiae is the source of this 542-nucleotide messenger RNA. RefSeq lists its product as uncharacterized. The record is from RefSeq and is a predicted model, not a curated record. Lineage: Eukaryota; Fungi; Ascomycota; Eurotiomycetes; Eurotiales; Aspergillaceae. The coding region runs from base 44 to 325 and encodes 93 amino acids. The transcript has 3 exons.